AUGACACACGAAAAGGUGGGCGAUGGCAAUGUCCUCCGGCUGUCUGAGAAGACCAAGGAACUUCUUGAGAUUGACGAAAGGUACUCUGCGGGAGGGAUAUUCCCACUUCCAGUUUUUAUCAAGAGCGGCAAAGGUUCUAUCCUAAAGGACAUUGACGGACGGGAGAUCAUUGAUUUUAUCUCUAUGCUAAGUGCCACAAAUCUCGGCCAAUGCCACCCAAAACUCGUUGAGGCUCAGAUCGCCUCUAUCAACACCAUCACGUUGACCAAUAUCGCCACCAAAGUAGGCGACUGGGCUGAAUUUGCACAUGAAAUGUGCGGACGGUUUGGCUUUGACAAGAUGGUAGGAGUGGUGUCUGGGUCGGAAGGCGCCGACGCAGCGGUCAAAUUUGCUCGCAAAUGGGGCAUCAAGGUCAAAGGUAUCGACCCAAAAAAGACACUUGUUCUAGGUGUGUCGGAUAACUAUCAUGGUGUCUCUUCGGGAAUAUGGCCUAUAAUGAACGAUAUGGGUCAAGCAACAGACUAUGGUGUCCAAAAUGAAAACCUGCGAAAUACUAACCCCGAAACUGGGAAAGCUUUGAACUACUGCUGCGUCCACGAUUUUGAAGAGGUGUUUGCUGCUGUCCAUAAUCGAGUAGCUGCAGUGAUUAUGGAGUGCAUCCACGGAAAGAGCCCUGCCUUUGAGGAAGAGCUUAACUUCGCCAUAGCAGUCCGCAAGCUCUGCAAAAGAUACAAUAUUCUGUUCAUUGCAGACGAAGUGCGCAUGGGGGCGGCCAAGACCGGCAAAUUUCUCUGUUCUGAUUGGAUGGGAGAGGAAAACAAACCUGACAUGGUUGUGAUGGGCAAGUCCAUCACGGGCGGGGCCUAUCCUGCAUCCUAUAUCCUCGGCAAUAAUGAGGUCAUGGACCUGAUAGGUGGCUAUGAGUCUGUGGCCACAUUUGGCAUGGCACCUCAGGCAAUUGCAUUGACUCGCGCAACCCUCGAUAUCAUUGAGAAGGAAGAAUUGCUGGAACGGGCUGCCUGGAUCGGCGAGGUUUGGAGACAGGAAACAUCUAGCUGGCAAUCGCCCUGGCUAGAUUAUGUCACCAAUCGGGGGGCAGACUUUGGGCUUUAUCUGAAGCGGACGAAUAACCCAUGUGUGACAACAAGAAAAUUGGCUAUGUUAUGCCUCCACAAGGGUAUACUCGUAUACCCUGAUGGGGAUCGCCUCCGACUGGGAGUGGCCUUAAAUAUCCCUGAGUCGCAGCUUCGUAGGGGUAUUGCGAUCCUGAAGGAAGCGCUUGAUGAGAUCGAUGGCUACGACGAGAUCGAGACGGGUCCUCCCAUGAAGGGCACGGUUCCAUCCAUGUAA
Penicillium egyptiacum is the source of this 1350-nucleotide messenger RNA. Lineage: Eukaryota; Fungi; Ascomycota; Eurotiomycetes; Eurotiales; Aspergillaceae. The record is from the annotation of a GenBank genome assembly.